AUGAUACGUGUUUAUAAUUCGGCUUUUCAAAUGACAUCGUUUGGUGCAACAGAAAUUAGACAUGGAAAUUUCAUGCCAACAUUUAAAGUUCAAGGUCAAGUCUAUCAUUUGACUGGUUCUUUAUUACCCACCGGAACUGAAGAACCAAAGUUUUUACAGAUAUAUUUUAUGGGUGACUCAGAGAAUGAAGUGAAAAGGCGUUUGUCUAUUGCUCCCAAUACAGAUAAACAAAUAUUAUAUGAUUUGCAAUAUAUGUUGCAUAGAAAUAAUUCGUACAUUCGUAGUUUUAAGAGUGCAAUCGAUUUGAUGCCGUCCAAUCUAGAUGAAUUUAAGAUUGUUAUUAGGGCCGACAGAAAACCACAAGCAGAGCAUCGUGGUCGAUAUAAUACUCCUCAAAAUGAUGAAGUAGCCAUAUUAAUUGUCGGCCAAGAAUUUUCAAAGAGAGAUAUUGUAUUAAGAGCUCGAGAUGAUACAUUAACACGCGUAAGUGAAAUUCAUCGUUCGUACGAUGCGUUACAGUAUCCUCUAAUGUUUUGUUAUGGACAGAAUGGUUAUUCUAUUGAUGUUUCGCAAGUUAAUCCAAUUACGAAAAUUCCUCUUAAUAAAACGGUUUCCGCCAUGGACUUUUACUCUUAUAGACUUCAAGUCAGAGAAAAUUCUAAUAAUAUACUUAGAUACGGUAAACUUUUGAAUCAAUAUAUUGUCGAUAUGUACGCGAAAAUUGAAACUGAACGGCUUCAAUAUCUAAGAGCAAAUCAAACUAGAUUACGAACUGAAAUUUACACUGACCUUCAAGAUGCAAUGCAAGCUGACGGAAAGCCAGAUCAAAUUGGCCAGAGAGUGAUUUUACCAUCUUCAUUUGUUGGUGGUCCACGCUACACGCAGCAACGUAAACAAGAUGCCAUGGUGUACGUACGAAAUUACGGACGCCCUGAUCUAUUUAUUACGAUGACGUGCAAUCCUCAAUGGCCAGAUAUUCAAUCAUGUUUAUUUACUAAUCAAAUACCCGCUGACCGGAAUGAUAUUAUCGCACGCGUUUUCAAUUUGAAAGUGAAAAAACUUAUAGAUUUAAUUACAAAAGAAAAAAUAUAUUACGCCGGGUAA
Metopolophium dirhodum (rose-grain aphid) is the source of this 1104-nucleotide messenger RNA. RefSeq lists its product as uncharacterized. The record is from RefSeq and is a predicted model, not a curated record. The transcript has a single exon. NCBI's taxonomy places the organism in Eukaryota, Metazoa, Arthropoda, Insecta, Hemiptera, Aphididae. The coding region runs from base 1 to 1104 and encodes 367 amino acids.